UCUUAAUGUGUCAAAAUCUGUUGAAGAAAAUUACUUUAAUCCAUCAGAGGACAAGGAGAAACACUUUCACGAUUUCACGGUCCUCGGGCGAUGUGUGAAAAUCUCAGAUUUGAUCACGGAGUGACAGAGGACAGGCAGACACGUGUGUAAACACAACUGAUGGUGGGGUGCUAAUCUGCCCCUCUAAACGCGUCCCGUUCACUCCGCUCUCUGACCACGGGAGGAGUGACGGUGCUCCCGAGCUCUCCGUGGAGCACGUUUCCAUUUUCCGAGCUGCCACUCAAACACACCGAGGCUCCGCGGAGAGGACGGGACGGGGAGGACGUUCCUGUAGCCAUUCAUCGGUCCGCCGAGGAGCCGCGCUCCGCCGCCCGGACCGCCCGCGUGCCCCCGCCUGCCUGCCAGCCAGCCGGAGCGGAGGCGCGAGACUCACACCACGAGCGUCGGUCAUUCGGCGGCGGACGUGAACGAGAAGGGGGAGGAGGAGGAGGAGGAGGGGGCCGAGCGGAGGAAAAAGAGCCCGUCUGUCAGAGUUAUUACCCGGUGUGCAUGUAAAGAAGCAGACGAGGAGUCUCUCAUUUCCAGUUCCUGACAGGACGCGUUUUCCCGCUGCCUCCCUGGCUGCUGAUUUGCAGCACUGGUCUUUAUCUGCAGCCAGAGUGGACUGCUGCGCCGCUCUGAGAAGGGCACCAUGACCCAGGAGGGGCAGGCUCUGCCCUCUCCCACCCCACCUGAGAACACGUCGGAGCCCGACACGACCGCAACCACAACCGACCCUCCUGCGGAAACGCACAGCGAGGCAGCGGAGGACAGGCCAGAGGCCGCGGAGAGAGACAGCACAGAGGAGAGGCAACAAGAAGAGGAGAGCAUAGGAAGAGAGGAGGAGGAGGCAAAAAGUGAGGGAGAGGGGAGGGCAGAGGGAAGAGAUGAGGGAGAGGAAGAGGAGUUAAAUAAGGAGGAGGAAGGUUCAGCUGAAGAAAAGCAUCAUCAGAGCAAAAGAGAAGAAGAAGAAAAAAGGGACAAUGAAGACAUGCAGCUAUCUGCAGAGAUGGAGGGAACUAAACCUCAACCGACUGAAUGGCUUGAAAACGGUACGAGCGGGAACGAUGAUGAGGACGGUGAGGAGGACGGCAGAGAAGAGAGGGAGGGACGUACCAACCUGGACACUUUCAGUUCCAACUUUGAGACGACUGUAGAGCAGGCCGACACGGAGGUGGAGGAGGAGGACGAGGAGGAGGAGGAGGAGGAAGGAGCCCAGGGAGAUGAAGAGGAAACGGAAAACCAGGACACCUUCAGCUCGGCGUUCGAGCAGAUUGUAGAGCAGGUUGAUGCGCACAACGAAGAAGAAGAAGAAGAAGAAGAGAGAGAGUCGGAGGAGGAAGAGAAGGAGAAGGAGAAAAACAAGGUGGUGGACAACAAAGAUGGCUUCAGCUCCACGUUUGAGCGCAUCGUGGAGUCCGCCCUGCUGAGGGGCGGCACGUGCUACAGCAGCCUCGACUCCCUGGACGUGCUGUCGCUCACGGACGAGACAGACAGCUGCGUCAGCUUCGAGGCGCCGCUGACCCCACUCAUCCAGCAGAGGUCCCUGCUGCAGGGGCCCGAGCCCCUUGAGCUGGAGCUGGCCACGGUUCAGGAGCAGGAAGGGGCCGAACCCGGAGCCGACGGCCUCGAUGGCGACGACACGGUCGGGCAGAGUGCGGCGCAUGCAGGCGGAGCGGGCGGCGCCACUGGGGGGAGUCCGUUAAGGACGACCAUACCAGGCAGCCGGUCGGAGUUUGUGCUGAGCCAGCCCGGACGCUGGGCUAUUCCCAAUGGAUACCACUCAGACUUCCAGGGAGCCGGGGAGCGCGCUGGAGCCAUGGUCAGCUCCGUCAGCGAUGCCAACCUGUCAGACGUGCCGCCUGACUUGGAUGAGUGCGAUCCGGGCAGUCUGGAGCGCGGCAGCACCGACACUCUGGCCAAUGGCUGCCGAGUCGACAGCGAGGCCGCCAAGAGGCUGGCCAAGCGCCUGUAUCACCUGGACGGCUUCAAGCGCUGCGACGUUGCCAGACACCUGGGCAAAAACAACGAGUUCAGUCAGCUGGUUGCUUCAGAGUACCUGAGUUACUUUGAUUUCUCCGGCCUGUCCCUCGACCGAGCCCUGAGAAACUUCUUAAAGGCCUUUCCACUGAUGGGAGAAACUCAGGAAAGAGAGCGGGUCCUCGUCCAUUUCUCCAGACGCUACUGUCACUGCAACCCACUGACGUCCACCUCUGAAGAUGGAGCCCACACAUUGACCUGUGCGCUAAUGCUACUCAACACUGAUUUACAUGGACAUAACAUUGGGAAGAAAAUGUCUUGCCAGCAGUUUAUUAGUAACCUAGAUGGCCUCAACAACGACAAUGACUUCCCUAAAGAAUUAUUAAAGGUCUUGUAUAACUCAAUCAAGAACGAAAAGCUGGAGUGGGCAAUUGAGGAGGAGGAGCUCAGGAAGAGUCUGUCAGAAUUAGUGGAGGACCAGUGUGAGGGGGGGAGCAAGCGUGUUGCCAGGGUGACGGACGGCACUAACCCCUUCAUCGCCAUUCCCGUUCAGCUGAAUGCCGUCACCUACAAACACGGGGUGCUGACGCGCAAGAGUGACGCCGACAUGGACGGCAAAAGAACUCCGAAGGGGCGGCGGGGCUGGAAAAAGUUCUACGCGGUCCUAAAGGGGAUGAUCUUAUAUCUCCAGAAGGAUGAGUACAGACCGGACAGUGACAUUUCCGAGGCGGACCUGAAGAACGCCGUGAGGAUUCAUCACGCUCUAGCCACUCGUGCCACCGACUACAGCAAGAAGCCCCACGUGCUGAAACUGAAAACUUCAGACUGGAGAGUCUUUCUGCUGCAGGCCCCGAGUGAGGAGGAGAUGAUGUCCUGGAUCUUCCGGAUAAACCUGGUGGCGGCGCUGUUCUCCGCCCCGGCUUUUCCCGCCGCAAUCGGAUCCAUGAAGAAAUUCUGCCGGCCCAUCCUGCCGUCCUCGUCCACCAGACUGAACCAGGAGGAGCAGCUGCUGAGUCACGAGAACAAGCUGAAGAAGACGAGUUUGGAGCUGGAGGAGCACAGGAAGCUGCAGCCGUCGGGCGACCCAAAGGGCCGCGACUGGGAGGAGUACCGGCUCAAAGAGCACUACCUCACGUACGAGAAAACUCGCUACGAGACGUACGUCAGCCUCCUGCAGGCCAAAAUCCGCGCCGAGACGGACGACCUGGAGAAGAUCGAGGCCAGCGUUCUCGGCGGGAUGAUGUCGGACGCUACCGUGGCGGGUCGAGAGUGCCUCCUGCGGAAGACGCGCUCCUCCCCGUCCAUCAGCUUGUCCCACUCCAGCCAGAACGGGAAGCUCCCUGGAUGCACUGUUUAGUCACAAGCCUGUCGCGUUUCGUGGCUCCUCGGAUCUUCCCCUCCCCUUCCCGCCGUCCUCCCGGCGAACCGCCCCGCUCCCUCCCAGAUGUUAUUAAACCUGAUGAAUAUCCUGACCUUGAGCAAUAGUUGAGGGAAGCUGCUGAACCCUUCGUUCUCUCAGCUCCUGUUGUCGCACAUUCGGAGCGAUCCAAACUGUGAUCUCUGCUUCGAAGCAGCACCGUCAGUAUUACUUUUUAUCAUCUCAGAGUUGGGCAGUUGUCUAGUCGAAGUGCCAUUAGCUCGGAGAAGAACUUCAAGUGGUUUGAGUAAGUCAGAAAGCAAGUCGGAACCGUCUGGUUUUUCCUUCCUGACCUUGUGCUUCGGUCCUGAAGUGAGUCGGUGGGUGUAGCGAGGCAGGCACCGUGCUGCUGUAGCAUUGGACCGUUUUCACUCAUCUGGACUCAUCCAGGCACGUGUAGCGAAUGGACCUACAGUACGAGGAGAGUGUGUAGUGUUAACUCAGAAGGAUAAAGUCCCUAAUUAUCAUAUUUAUUUAUUUAUUUGACUUUAUUUAGCCCAGAGAAGGUUUGUCGUCCUGUGUCCAGAAGUUGUUUUUUUUUGUACGUCUCUUUGCAGGGUGUAAAAUGGGUAAAACUGUUCCUAGUGAGCUGCUGGAGGUUUAGUGCCUUACUGAAGGGCACCUUGACUCAGAGAGAUCAAACGACUGCUUAAACUGCCCAAAACACUAACAUUUGUUUCAUAUUUUUCACUUUUUCAGGAAACAAAAGCGGGUUUCGAAAAGUGCUGGUCAGAUAGAAAGACCCUCCGAGCUGUUGUCUGCGUUGUCCUGUCACUGCUGCGAUUCUGUCCCAACUGAACAGAAACAAGUCGGCAACGCUCUUGAAUGUUUUAGCAUUUUGUCGCAUCACAAACGUCAGUGCGGGUCGUCUGGAUUGCCUCUGAUAAAUCACGAUGCGUUUUGUGCCUAUUUGGGAAGAGGGCGGUAAACGAUGUUCUGAAAUCUAAUAUUUCUUCUUUUUUUUUUACCUACUCGACAAUAAACUAAGCAUGAAGUAUUUUUAGCUAAAUAAAAUUUUAUUCACUUAUUUAUUUUGUAGAAACCAGAUUAUAAAUACUUCAAAUUGUUGUUGGGCAUAUUUAUUCCCUUGUUAGAAGAAAGUUACGCUUAAUAUUUUUGGACUCUACUGAGGAAAACUGGAAACAUUUCGUCCGUUCCCAGCAAUAAAAACGGGAUGUAGGUCAGUCUGCAUUUGAAAACAGUUGCUGUAUUCAGCUUAGUUUUAAUACAGCAAUUAAAAACAGUGGUGGAUUUAGAGUACGAGAGGAGACAGUCUUAGUUACCAAGACGACAGAGAGAAACCAGAAAACUUCGUGCAGCGUCUAACACUUUAGUAAGCAGAUUUUCAUUUAAAAGUGGUAGUUUUGUUGUAAUUUACCUCAAAUUGUGGUCGCACAAAAUUGAUUGACCACAUAAAACUCCAAUUAAACACGUUUAGGUUUGUUGCUGUGACGUGACAAGAUGUGGAAAAGUUCAAGAGAUGGAAACGCUUUGGCUUGGCGAUGCAACAGAAUAUGCCUGGCUGUUACAAGAGCAGGACAGGAAGGUGUGGGCGAUGCAGGUUACGUUGGCCGUGGUGUGUUAAUGUGUUCCAGUUGGGAUAUUGAAGCUAAAAGCAGCUGAAGAAUAAAAAAAUAAAAAAUACCCGGGUCUCGUCAUCGUACGACGAGCUGAUUGAGCGUAUUUGGCUUCCCACCGACACAAUCAGGCCUGGGUCUCUCCAGAGCCUCUCCGGCCUUCAUCUUUGAGACUGAACAUGUACUAUCACCCCCUUGGAUCCAUCACCUGUCACACGGGCCCGUCAUAACUUUCUCUGGCUUGUUUCCAGUAUCCAGCACCAACGGAAGCUGAUGUCUCACUUCGGGGAAACGAAAAACUGGCCGAUUUGUAGAGCAGAGCAGCGGGACUGCUCCGUUUUCGUGUUUCUAAGUCGAUAAGCCCAUCGGUAUCCGGCAACCGGUGGCCAUCAAAACACUUUUCACGUUGGUGUGAAGCGACUUCUAGGAAAAAGGGACUAGCUUAAGUUUCUCAGUAGAGACCAAGAACAGGCAAGGCAGAUCUACGGCUCGAGUGUUUUUUGUUUUUUUUCUCCCAAACCAAGAGAUAAAAAUCAACCCAAUGGACCUGAAUUUCCUGGAAGAAGACGACGGUGGUUGGAACAGGAGAUGCGCUAGUACAUCUGUUUGUGAGCACCUUAAUUGACUGAGCCUAAGCUCCCUCAAUCACACACAAACAUGUUUUUUUUUUCUCCCCCACCCAACGUAACUGUUAUGACACAACUGUAGACCAGUAACUUCAGUAUCCACUCACUUGACCCGGAUGCGGUUCACGUUGGAAACGCUGACCGUACGAUCUGGACGCCUCCGCCCCUUUGGAGGACCAGGUUUGGCUUAGUCCGGGAUCCUCGUUUGGGACUUUGGCUGGAUAACCUGGAUUCUCUUUCAGACUGAAAACAAAUAAGUCGCUGAAGAAGAGCCGUGUUUCCGAAGCAGGAACUACCCGUUUUUAAAGCCGUUUGGCUAAAAAGAGCCGCUUCGUUACAGGGAGGCUUCCCCGGCGUAGUCGCUUUGUCUGGCUGUCGUGCUAAUCUUCGAUUCCUCGUGUUCUAGGUUCUAGGGUAGGCCUGUGCUGUAAAAUAAGGUUGUGACAAAAUAAAAAGUGGAUUGUUUUUGUUUUAUUUAAAGAAGAAGAAGAAGAAAAAAAACUGAUAACUUUGGCACGUUGGUGUCAGAAUUUGACCUGUCUUUUUUUUGUUUCGUUUGUAUAUUUGAACUUUUUGACAGAAUGCGCAUACUAUGUAAAGGACAUAUUUACUGAAUAUUUAGUCUGUGCUUCAUAAAGUAAGCUUUUAUACA
Poecilia reticulata (guppy) is the source of this 6291-nucleotide messenger RNA. It is a transcript of the gene psd2, whose product is annotated as pleckstrin and Sec7 domain containing 2. The record is from RefSeq and is a predicted model, not a curated record. Gene Ontology annotation, biological process: regulation of ARF protein signal transduction. Gene Ontology annotation, molecular function: guanyl-nucleotide exchange factor activity; phospholipid binding; protein binding. Lineage: Eukaryota; Metazoa; Chordata; Actinopteri; Cyprinodontiformes; Poeciliidae.